Molecule: messenger RNA, 2398 nt
Organism: Cryptomeria japonica (Japanese cedar)
Lineage: Eukaryota; Viridiplantae; Streptophyta; Pinopsida; Cupressales; Cupressaceae
Exons: 8
Coding region: 506-1783 (425 amino acids)
Source: RefSeq, a predicted model, not a curated record
GUAAAAUUCGUCAUCGCUAAAAUCUACUUUUAAGUUAGCUACGUUUUUCCUAAUUCAAAACAAUAGUAAAAUUCGAAAUAGCUAAAAUUUCCUCUAAAGUUAGCUAUGUUUUUAAGUAAUAAAAUCCCUAAUUUAGUAGUUGAAUAAAUUGUUUCCUCUGCCCCUGCGGAAAUUUAUUACUGUCCAAGGCGCUCCUGCAAAAAGAGUAUUCAAUUUUUUACAAGGAUAUAUAUACAUUUUCUUUGCAGUCUGAUUGCUGAAGUGCGUAUAUCCAGUCUCGCUUUAUCCGUGUAAGGCUCAGAUUUCUGUUAAUUGCCGGCAUUUGAGCUUAUAAUAUAAUCUUCUGGCAAAGAGAAUGUAAUGAGGGUUUGAAAGGCCAAGGGUUUGAGUAUUGCUGUGGUGCGUACGCCUUAAGUUGGAAAUUCUGAAAUCAAUUCAAGUAUCCGAGUUGGAGGGAAUAUAAGGAUCAAUUUUGGUUAUUAUUCAGGGAUCUGAAUAGUCUAGUAUGAACAAUAUGAAAUUCAAGGAAGGCUGUAUGGUUGAGGUUUGUAGUUCAGAUGGGGGUAGUUUUCAGUCUUGGUUCCGAGCCAGGAUCAUUUCAUGCAAUGCAAACUGUUACCAAGUUGAGUAUGACAACCUUUUAAAUGACCAUGGAAAACAUUAUGUGAAAAAUGUGCGGGCUGAUGCAGUUCGACCAGAACCUCCUCACAUGACAGAAACAAGAAAAUUGGCACCUGGGCAUGUGAUUGAAGUCUAUGAUAAUCAUUCAUGGAAGGUGGGUAGAGUUCUCAAAGCUUUACCUGGAAGGUUAUUUGUUGUAAAAUUAAUGGAAUCAUUACGACAAAGAACAUUUCAUCAGUCUGUUAUUCGUGCUCGGCUGUUUUGGGAGAAUGAGGGAUGGCUGCAUAAUGUUGAGGCCGCUAGAGACCAUUUACUGAAAAUGGGAUUUCGACACCACAAUAAGUCGCAUUUUGGAAAUCAAUUUCUGGAAUUAAAUGCGAAAACAAAUGCUGGAUACAAUGAACAUGAACAAGUUGAGGAUAAAUACUAUCCCAACAAACUUUUAACAAAUAAUCUAAAAAGAAAGGCAGGCAGUCAAGUGCAAUGUGCUUAUCAAGAAGAUUUUUUGAAGACUGAAGCUGCUUCUCAGAAAAGGAAGUUUAGACGUCAAGAGGUGGUAGCACAAUCAGCCUUGCCUGUACUGGAAAAGGUAGAUCCAUUAUCUUCACACAGAAAAUUUGUGGGUGAGAAAUGUGUAUGCAUGUCUCCUAAUGAAGCCAGAAUAAAUCAAUUGGUUGAGGAAGCUGAAAGCAUUCAGUGCUCUGUAGCUAGUAAUAGCAGUAGCAAUGAGUUAGAUUAUAUGUUACAUUCUGAUAACAAGAAUUCAAAACAGAGUUUUAGUGAAAGUCAUUUUGAUGAUGCUCAGUCUUCCUGUGGAUGUCCAAACAUCAGGCAAAAUGAAUCUUUUCUUGAAAAUGAAGUAGAAUGUAAAAUACAUAAAUUAGAAAUUCAUGCAUACCGUUCCACAGUGAGAGCUUUUUAUGCUUCUGGGUGUUUGACUUGGGGGCGAGAAACCUUGCUGACAAAUCUCCGUCAUGAACUACACAUUUCUGAUGAGGAGCAUUCAUCUGUGUUGACACAGUUGUGCUCAACAAAUGCUCUUGUCACCAUCUUGGGCCCCAUAUGCAGAUCUCUCAGCCUACUCUCUUAUCGGAAUCAUAAGGCUAGGAUCAAAAUCAAGUGUGUACUGUUUACGGUUCUUUAUUUAUUAUCAAUAUGGUGACAUUUGGGGAAUCAAAUGUUUUAUCCAUUCCUUUACCCUGAGACAACAAAUGUGUUCGGAAUUUGAAUUGUCAGGUGUGUUUAUGGUUCUUUAUAUAUUAUCAAUAUGGUGACAUUUGGGGAAUCAAAUGCUUUAUCCAUUCCUUUACCCUGAGACAACAAAUGUGUUCGGAAUUUGAAUUGUCAGCAUCAUGCAGAUAAACAUUGGACUCUCCAAAGGGUAUGAUCGAGUGGUCCUUGGCAAGCUGUUAGCAACAUAAGAUCCUUCUAAAUACAGAAACUAGUGUCCUCCACUGCCAUCUUGCAUCUUAAGUUCUAUGAUUCUUGAAGUUUCAUUCACUUCUGGCACAAAGUGGCUGCCAAUCACCUGGGAGAGUGACUGAAAAUUUCGGCAGAACCAUAAUUAGUCGGCGGUGUUCUAUUCUUUGACGAGUGUUUAUGUUUGAGCUUUGAUGAUUCUGUAGAUAGAUGAAUCCGUUUUGUGUUUCGACGGUGGUGUUGAAAUAUUUAUUUGCAAAAUUUCUAUAUUUUCUUGAGGAUUAAAUUCAAACUUUAAGUAGUUGGUACUGUUUUCCAUUGGUAUUUUAUUGCACUAAUCAAAUAAUUUGGCUUUUCU